Molecule: messenger RNA, 1299 nt
Organism: Fusarium keratoplasticum
Lineage: Eukaryota; Fungi; Ascomycota; Sordariomycetes; Hypocreales; Nectriaceae
Product: Arginine N-methyltransferase 2
Exons: 2
Coding region: 1-1299 (432 amino acids)
Biological process (GO): peptidyl-arginine methylation
Cellular component (GO): nucleus; cytoplasm
Molecular function (GO): protein arginine N5-methyltransferase activity
Source: RefSeq, a predicted model, not a curated record
AUGACAGCACCGACAGCGAAGAUCGAUGACUCCAUGCCUGCGCGCAUCUCCGCAGAUUGCCCAGACGAUAUCCGAGAAGUUCUAUAUCAUGCAUGGGGCCAUGACCGGAGCGGUCUGAAGGCUCUGCUGCGAACCACCGGCAAGGCCAACGCUCAGGAUAUUAAGACAGGCGAGACGCCUCUACAUGCAGCUAUCCGCGCCUGCGGGCCAGCCUCUCCUGAGGAUGACAGCGCUGAUCAAGAGGAGGACGGUUGCGUUGAGGAGGCCAAGGAGAUUGUCCAGGACCUGUUCCUCAACGGCGCCAUCUGGAACGAUGUCGACAGCAACAACGAGACCCCCGGCUGCGUCGCCCUCCGACUAGGCCGCAAGACCCUAUACAAUCUGUGCGUCGAGGCUGGAGUUCGCGCAGAGCUGCUCUUUGCCUUGAUGGGCGGUGACUAUGAGCAGCUGUCCUCUGGCUCAGAAGAUGGCGAUGAGAUGCACGUGGACGAGAACGAAGACGAAGUCCCCCAGCUCGUAUCCACCGAAGAAGUCGUCGCCGCACCCGAAGAAGCCAAAUUCGUGCCCCCCGAUGCAAAGGAGAAGCCCGUCACGAGCGAAGAAUACCUCAGCUCCAAGCUGACAUACGACGACGCCAAGCUCGUCGACUCGGAUCUGAACGGUGUUAUGAUGGCCUGGGAGACGGACAUCAUGCGCCGCUCCGUCGCCGCCCUGGUCCCCGACUCGGCCCCCGGCAAGCGCAUCCUCAAUAUCGGCUUUGGCAUGGGCAUCAUCGAUGGCAUGUUUGCCGACCUCAAGCCCUCCCGCCACCACAUCAUCGAGGCCCACCCCUCCGUCCUCGAGCACCUCGCCCAGCCGGGCUCCAAGUUCGGUCCUGAGUGGGAGAAGAGCGGGCCCGAAGAGGGCGCCUUCAAGGUGCACAAGGGCAAGUGGCAGGAUGUGGUGCCCAAGUUGCUCGAGGACGGCGAGGUCUACGACGCCAUCUACUUUGACACUUUUGGCGAAGACUACUCGCAGCUGCGUCACUUCUUCACCGAGUGUAUCAUCGGUAUCAUGGACCAGGAGGGCCGGUUCAGCUUCUUCAAUGGACUCGGCGCUGACAGAAAGAUAUGCUACGACGUCUACACCAAGGUGGUCGAGAUGCAAUGCGCCGAUGCCGGCCUCGAUGUCGAUUGGGAGGAAAGCGACGUCGACAUGGCUGGCCUAGAUCAGGCUGGCAAGGGAGAAUGGGAGGGCGUGCGGCGACGGUAUUGGACCCUCGACAAAUACCGGUUGCCCGUUUGUACGUUCAUGGGCUAG